AACACACAAGUAAAACAAGAGGAUUUAUCAAUGAAAAAAAAAACCCAAAAAGUUUGGCCUUUCGGAAAUUGGAACCAAAAACAGGAGAAUUUUUUAAAUAAAUAAUUGUUUAUCUAAAGCUUUCGGAGUCUUCACUCUUCACAUCUUGUCGACGUAUCACUUGAAAAGGAUCAGUUCAGCCUUGUGCUACUGCAAUAGCCGGGUUUAGUCAGUGCUCCUUUUGGGUGGGCGACCAUGAGCUUCACAGGUUCUUCUGUUGGUCCUGGUGGUGGAACCGUUAGAAGAGCACUUGAAUUUGGAAGAACCUAUGUGGUCAGGCCCAAAGGUAGGCAUCAGGCGACAAUAGUUUGGCUACAUGGCCUUGGUGAUAAUGGUUCGAGCUGGUCCCAGCUCCUGGAGACUCUCCCUCUUCCAAAUAUUAAAUGGAUAUGCCCAACUGCCCCUACUCAGCCAAUAACUAUUUUUGGUGGAUUCCCGUCAACUGCUUGGUUUGAUGUGGGAGACAUUUCAGAAGAUGCUGCUGAUGAUAUUGAGGGUUUGGAUGCUGCUGCAGCACAUGUUGCAAAUUUAUUGUCAACAGAGCCUGCUGACAUUAAACUUGGUGUUGGAGGCUUCAGCAUGGGUGCAGCUACCUCCUUAUACUCUGCAACUUGUUUUACUCAUGGAAAAUAUGAAAAUGGCAAUCCGUAUCCUGCCAAAUUGAGUGCAGUUGUAGGACUUAGCGGAUGGCUUCCAUGUUCAAAGACUUUGAAAAACAAAAUAGGACAGGACGAGGCUGCUAGACGUGCUGCAUCCUUACCCAUUUUGCUAUGCCAUGGAAAAGGUGAUGACGUGGUUCCACAUAAAUUUGGUGAGAAAUCCUCUCGAGCAUUGAGUUCAAAUGGAUUUCAGGACACUACUUUCAAAUCCUACAGCGGGCUUGGUCACUAUACCAUUCCUGAGGAGAUGGACGAGGUCUGUGCUUGGUUAACUUCAAAACUUGGGCUUGAGGGUCGGUCCGCAUAAAGUUGCAACAUGAAAGUGUUUAUCAUUUGGAGCAAGCGAAACAGAGAGGAGAAACUAUUUACAAGUUGCAAGUAACGAAAAUGGCGAAAGUAUUCUGGUUUUGGGUUUCAUAAACAUGGUAUAGUGAUAAGAUGCAGGCCUUUUGUUUGUUCUCUUUUGACUGAUAUUGCUCAAUUUGUUUAUGGACCUUGCUGGAACCGUGUGAUAAAACAUGAGACCAUCAACUUGGCAGUUGGGAUUCUUGUUAUUUUGGAAUGCACUGUGGAUGCUAAAUUUUAUGUUUUCGCAAAUGCUAUUUUAAUCGGUAUGCAGAAACCGAGCCGUCUACUUCCUUUUCGAGUA
Gossypium raimondii (Peruvian cotton) is the source of this 1347-nucleotide messenger RNA. RefSeq lists its product as uncharacterized. The coding region runs from base 235 to 1005 and encodes 256 amino acids. The transcript has 10 exons. The record is from RefSeq and is a predicted model, not a curated record. Lineage: Eukaryota; Viridiplantae; Streptophyta; Magnoliopsida; Malvales; Malvaceae. Gene Ontology annotation, molecular function: hydrolase activity.